Molecule: messenger RNA, 3308 nt
Organism: Chara braunii
Lineage: Eukaryota; Viridiplantae; Streptophyta; Charophyceae; Charales; Characeae
Source: the annotation of a GenBank genome assembly
GUUCUUAUGAUUUUCUUCUCCUUGGUCGGAUACGCUGUGUGUUAUGCACAAGUAUUGGACCGUGGGCAAACUGCUUGGAAAUGCGCAUUCCUUGAUGGUGGAUAAACUUGCUUGAAUGUGGGUAAACUCGUCUCUGAUGGCAGGCGGAUAUGCGGGAUAAAGCGCAAACAAAAGUUAUAUGUACGAUUGGACCCAGCUCAAACUCCUUGAAAAUGCUCAUUGCUCUCAUUCAAGCUGGAAUGACAGCUGCCCGUUUUGAUCUCACGUACGGUGAUUGGAAUGUGCAUGAGAUCAAGGAGAAGCGUAAGAGAAGUGCCGAAAAGCAGGUGGGCGACAGCCCUCCUAUGGUGACUCCAGCGAAUCGGACUACGAAGUUGGGCACUCUCAAUCCGAAACGGCUACAACUAAGCUGCGGAUGUCAAGCGAUGAAGAAGACACCGAAGAAGAAAUCUCCCAUGCAAAGCUCUUUGAAGAAGAAGAAGAAGAUUCCCGCGGGCACUGGCGAGAUGGGUAAGCUACGCUACGUGACGGAUACUCUGCGAGAACUGGGCAGUUUGAAUGUCGACGAGUUGAAGCUCGUCUGUCGUGCCGAGGAUGUGCCAUACGAAGGGAAGAAAAUGGAGACCAUUCUGGCUAUUACGGAGAAACGUACGCAAACUGCUUACGGCUCCAACAAAGAUGUUAACGAACCAUUGGGCAUUCUUCAGGAACCGACCGAGGUAGCGGAGAAGCAAGAUGAGAGCGAUGAGUCUUAUCUUCUAUUGCCAGUCGAGACUUGUCGAUCGGAAGAUUUACCGUCGUUGGAACAGUUGUAUCUCCAGCGUUGGAAUCCAGUUCUCAAUACUACAGGCGUGAAAGGGAAAGGCAAGGGUAGGAAGAACCGACAAAAAGGGAAACACGAGCGUAGCAAGCUGAUGGGAGUGACGCCAUGCAGAACUGACUCUGCGGCGGUAUUACCUGUCAAAGCAAAAAUAGCCAACAACGACGACUGGAUGGUUGAUAUCUUUCAGCUGCUUAAGUCGCAGGAGGAACAAGGAUGUCGAAAGUUCAGUUUAUGCACUCAGCGUGGGAACAGCUGGUGCAGGGGUUGGAAAUUGAUCAGGUCAGCAUUUGGUAAUUCGGUCGUUAAGCUCGACGGCCGUAGGACGAAGCUUUUUGCAUGCAAGAAAAUCAUGGAGGAAGGCGCUCGCCUCAACAUUGAACAACUACGGAGAUGGGUACCGAAGGCAGGACCCGACAAGAAGUUCCUACGAACCCUCUUUCGUAAUCCAAAAAGGAUGGAUGCCCUCAAGAACUGUAGCCUUGACGUGCUGACCAGACUGAUGAAGGCCGCUGCUGAUUUUCAAAAAACGUCGACUACUGCUUAUCUAAGAAGGAUUAUCGCCAGGGCCAUCAAAGACACUUACGGUUGGAGUACUAAUGCUAGAAUUGUGGUACGUUUGAAAUUUGAUGAUCGGAUUAGAUUGGUUGAAGUCCGUAAGGUAGUUAAUGAUAGAAUCGAAGGGAUGGAGAUCCCGGACUGCAUGAAGGACGUUGCUCGAGGUGAUGUUCGGAUCGUAUGGGUUAAGAACCCAUCCGUCGCCAACAUGCUACACAAUCAGCGGGCAUACGCCGGUGCUGAUGUGUUGACCUGCACAUGUGCAGGAUUGCCCUACCCCAGGGUAGGUGACCACGUGCAAUUCCGCUUGCAGGACUUGGAGGGUGUGCAUUCCCUAAUCUGCAACGCUAAUAAUGUGCCGAAGCGGACAGAAUUGGACCGUGCUAAGCAGCUGGCGGUGGAAAUCUCAGUGGGUAUUCGAUCGUGGCCAAACUUCAGAGGCAACGACCUGACUAUCACCAGAUCUGACACAGCUAGGUGUAUGAUGUCCAGGAGUCAUGAUGGGGAGAAGUAUCUCAAUCCAGUAGAAGUGUAUCGUGUGAAGAAGUUACUAGAGGAAUUCGUGUUGACGCCUCUGGACAGGAAUCCGGGAGCGACCUUGGUUCUCUGCCCGAAGUUGUACUUCGAGGCGAUGAUGAACUUGUUUGUUCUGUUGCCAGGCUACAGUAUCAUCACGGAGACUGAGGCUACUAUACAUACGAGGAUGAGAGCCGAUGCCAAAUCGUUGGAUCUGCAGCAGUUCAUAAGAUGGGACUCAAAAGGAAAAAUUGGCGAGGCAUACGUGAUGCCAAAACAUAAGGACCUGUCGAGGUAUCGACCGAUCUGUCCUACAUUCUUCGAGCCUACGAACCUGGGGAGCUUGAAGCGCAACGUGUUCGGAUGUCGACUCAUGGAUGAUGUUAGUGUGGUGAUCUUUCGGGGAGGCAAGAAGCGGGUUAACGUGGAAUUGAUCAAGGACAACUUCGAAAGGUGUUAUCCUGAGAAUUUAAAGCUACUACGUACGGAUGAUGGCGGAGGUUUGGAACCCGGGGUUGCAGUUUUGAACUCGGGCUGGGGGUUUUGGGUUUCGAACCCUGGGUUGCAGGACACUCUGAUGACACGGAUGGAGCUCUUCGAGAAGGCCGAGCAGAUUAUUGUCACGAACAAGGAGGCUAAGAACCUCCAGUACUCCCGCUCGGGGGCGUGUGCCAAGUAUGGAGUGGUGGCUGCCGACUUGGAAACCCAGAUCAGCUGGGAUGAUCUAGAAGCGGCGUGGCAUAAGCGGUUCCAAGUAGAGCCGCCGAAGAUGAAGGCAACGGAUAAGCUGAUGACCUUCGAACAAGGCAUGUCGAGUGUUGACUGGAUUGCCGAGUACCAACGCUUGACAUCCGUCCGAGUGAUUCAAAUGGCCUUCAAAGCCAUCAAACACUACAUCUCGAGGUCAUGUUCGACGUUGGACAAUGCCUUGACUCACGUCGAGGACACCCUGAUGACACGGACGGAGCUCUUCGAGAAGGCCGCGCAGAUUAUUGUCACGAACAAGGAGGCUAAGAACCUCCACCGUUCGUCUACAGCGAUCAGCAUCGGCCAAAAGUGGCCGUGGUCGCGGCGGCAACGCCAAACGACCAAACUAACGAGGCGGUGUCUGCCAUUGAAGGGGAGAGACUCGCCGCCGGCCGGGAUGGUGGCCGCCCUGGCAAAGGCCGAGGAUGCAGCAAGGCGAAGACAAACACCGCAUCUAGCCCUGGGCCCGGCGCAACAGCCACAGCCUCAUGGUCCUACUAUGUUCUCUCCGAGCAAGCAUACAAGGCACGCAGGAGAUUCCAGUAUUGUUUGUGGUGCAACAACGAUCUCCACGAGACAGUGGGCUGGCCGUCGAAAGGCAAGGGCAAAUCGGGAAACUGAGCACUGUCGGGAGUGACUCGACCACAUUCUCGACGCCUUCGGAACC